UGAAUGAUGACCGCCAUGAUGUGGAUGAUGAUGAUGAUGAUGAUGGAAAUAUCCGUGGUGCCACGGGAAGUGUCCAUGAUGGUGAUGAUGAUGAUGCCAUGGCUCAUCCCAGUCAUCGUCCCACCAGCCAGACGCUGUCACCGACACUGCCAACACAGCUAACAGUAAUGUUGAAGCAAAUCGUACUGAUAUCAUAUCUGCAACACGUUUUAUGA
Messenger RNA from Acanthocheilonema viteae, 215 nucleotides. The record is from the annotation of a GenBank genome assembly. Lineage: Eukaryota; Metazoa; Nematoda; Chromadorea; Rhabditida; Onchocercidae.